Neolamprologus brichardi is the source of this 2629-nucleotide messenger RNA. It is a transcript of the gene znf384a, whose product is annotated as zinc finger protein 384 a. Gene Ontology annotation, biological process: regulation of transcription by RNA polymerase II. Gene Ontology annotation, cellular component: PcG protein complex; nucleus; transcription regulator complex. The record is from RefSeq and is a predicted model, not a curated record. NCBI's taxonomy places the organism in Eukaryota, Metazoa, Chordata, Actinopteri, Cichliformes, Cichlidae. Gene Ontology annotation, molecular function: RNA polymerase II cis-regulatory region sequence-specific DNA binding; DNA-binding transcription factor activity, RNA polymerase II-specific.
UAACAGACUCAUCCUGGGAGUGCAGCAGGCACGGCUGCUUCCUCACACCCACUCGAGACAAUGGUAGCAAUUCCAUCAGAAGUUGCUCUAGAAAAAGCGAACAGUUCUUUUUUUAUUUACAGAAGCAACAUGUAGCAGCACAGAGCAUAGGAGAAGGGCAGGAAGUAACAGACAAAGGAACAGAGUUGAAAGUUAGUCAGUUUUUAAAAUAAAACCCAGCAGGCAUACUAAAUGUGUUGUUUCUGAAAUGCUUUAAAAGUGUGCCAGAGACAUCACAGUGGAGACACUCAUCAUGUCUCUCAGAGUUACCCUGGAGAACGAUAUCAUGGUGUCCAACCGUGUGUGUGUUUAAAAACACACCGGGCUUGCUCGUGGUCUCACUCCUCAUCAGACAUACUUGGAACUGUGGACUCGUAUAAAAACCGGUUAGCUGUGGACUGCUUGGACCCAGGUCUCAUCACCAAGCAUGUACCUUGAUCAGCUUGAAACUGAUGUUUGCUUGCUGACACAGUUUGAUUUCCUGCGGUUAUACACAGUGCAUACCGUGUAAAUAAUCAGAAUGAGAGCAAUACAAAAAGAGCAGCCAUGUUGGAAGCUGUCUGCAGAUCCCAUAAAAGAUGAUCUCAAAUGGGAGUUCAGCCAAAUUUAAACCAGCGGGGUUAGUGAUCACCACCCCACAGGGCACACUGGUCCCCACCGCCUCCACGCAGUCUUUUGUAGCUGGACACCCCACUGCCACCACCAUGAUAGUGUCUGCAGUGCACCCCUCAAAUUCAGAUAAGAAGGAGGACAUUGCUCCUGCUGUUGUCAUGCCGGCACCAUCAAAACGAGGCAGGAAAAGCAAACAGGUGAUGAGCAGGGUGGCUGGAGUGGGUGGGGUCCUCCCUCCAGGAAGUGAUGCGUUAAUACUGGCACACCUUGCUGCUGGUGGACAGCACCACGCUGGCGACCCAUAUGAUCUGUCAAAUGAUGAGGAUGAUCACACUAACAAAGACGGACCCAAAUCUUACAGGUGUCGGAUGUGCGCAGUGACAUUCUUCAGCAAGUCAGACAUGCAGAUCCACGCCAAGUCCCAUACCGAGGCCAAGCCCCACAAGUGCCCCCACUGCUCCAAGUCGUUUGCCAACUCCAGCUACCUGUCCCAGCACAUUCGUAUCCACAGCGGGGCCAAGCCCUACACCUGCACGUACUGCCAGAAAACUUUCAGGCAGCUCAGUCACCUACAGCAGCACACACGAAACCACACUGAGGCCAAGCCCCACAAGUGUCCCCACUGCUCCAAGUCGUUUGCCAACUCCAGCUACCUGUCCCAGCACAUCCGCAUCCACACCGGGGCCAAGCCCUACACCUGCUCCUACUGCCAGAAAACAUUCAGGCAGCUCAGUCACCUACAGCAGCACACACGGAUUCACACCGGUGACCGGCCAUACAAGUGUAAUCAUCCUGGCUGUGAAAAAGCUUUCACUCAGUUGUCCAACCUCCAGUCUCACCGUCGGCAGCAUAACAAAGACAAGCCGUACAAGUGCCACAACUGUAAUCGUGGUUACACAGAUGCUGCCAGUCUAGAGGUUCACCUGUCCACACACACCGUGAAACACGCCAAGCUGUUCUCCUGUGGCCUCUGCAACCGAUCCUAUACCUCGGAGACGUAUCUAAUGAAACACAUGAAGAAGCACAACCCCGACCCAUUAACAGUGGCAGCAACAGUAGCUGCUCAGCAGGCCCAGGGUCUGACACCAGGCAGGGGCCGAGGCCGCGGUCGAGGGAGAGGUGCGGGCAGAGCGAACCAGCUCCAAAACCAGACGAACCCUAACAACCAGAACCCAAACCCCGGACCCCCAGGCAGCUACCAGCCACAACAGCAACCCACAGAAUCUGUGGUCCCCUGCCCAUUUGAUCUACACCAGUACAAGACAGUGUCAGCCAGCGAGAUCCAGUACAAACCAGUCACUGUGGCAGACCUGCCAGUGACCCACAAAGACCUCUGCCUAACCGUCUCCACGUCAGCCAUACAGGUGGAGCACAUGAACUCAUAGGCUGCGUCUUCCUGCUCUGCUCGAGGGAUUAGUCGAGUAAAAAUGGUCCAUAUGUACAAGUAAUUUAACUGUAUUCAGUAUUAGAGCCUUCUUAAAAUCAGGGGAAAAACAGCUGAUUGGGUGAAUUUCUAUAAUUCAGAUCUUCUAUUUUAUUGACACAUCACUGAAUUUGAAAGUGUAAAAACACUAGUGUAUUCAGUUUAGACUUCCGUAGCUUUCCGUGAGAUUAUUUUUUAAAAGCGGUUAGUCGGGUAAUGCAAUACAAUCAUGGAUAGAAGUAAAUUUGAAUUCACCCACUUAAGAAGCUUUGAUGCUGAGUACAACCAUAAAUUACUUACACAGAUAUUUUACAGUGUGCUUCUUGAUUCCUGAGCCCACUUGCCAUGUAUCUCUCAGUCCUGCUCUGAGGGAUCUUUGGAGGAUAAAGGUGUAAAAUAUCUGUAAAAUUAAAAAAAAUAAUUUCACUAUUCUUUGAGCAGUUAUGGUCCAAAGAAUAGUGUAAAUGUUGAAGACAUUCAGAUCACAUUAAUCUGAACAUUCAUCACUUAUUAGUUCAAGCCAAAACAAAGAACGGAGUGAAUGAUGGGAGACUG